GGUCUAUUUUUAGGACAAGGCUGGCAUAUCCCAUAUUUAUCGAAGUCACAGUUCCAGAUGCCUCACGUGAGCAAAGGGUGCUGAAGGGCUGAGUUAAUUUUAACUCCUCCAGCUGACAACCAACAUGGACUGUGCGCAGGAACCAGAAGGGCUGAGACUUCAGGCAGAACCAGUUCCUGACACCACUCUUGAGAUUGGACAGAGACUUUUCCAGGUCAACCGUGGUGCACUAUCUCUCCACAGUCGCUAUUUUGAGGCCAUGUUUUUUGGGGGCACUAGAGAGAGCGCCGAACACCACAUAGUGAUCAGAGGAGUAGAUGCAGAGAUUUUCCAAGUGCUUCUUGAGUUCACGCACACAGCGAAGGUACUCAUAACUCUGCACAAUGUCACUCGCCUGCUGGAAACAGCUGACUUCCUCCAGUUUGAGAGAGUGAAAAGGAUGUGCGAGAAGUUCCUGGAGAGGGAACUGCACGUUUCCAAUUGUCUGAGCCUGAUGGCCUAUGCCCAAUGCUUCACUUGUCCAGAGCUUCAUGCAUCAGCUCUCAGUGUGGCUCUCACGCACUGGACGGAAGUGACUUCUCAGGAAGAAUUUGAGACACUUCCCAAAGAAAUGUUGCUCCAGCUCCUGCAAAAUGAUGACCUCUUUGUUCCCCGAGAGGAUGUGGUUUUUGAUACUGUGAUGAAAUGGGUUAUGCAGGACCCAGCAUCUAGGGAGGAGGCCUUCUUGGACUUGGUGGGGCAGGUCAGAGUAACCUUCCUGAGUCUUUCUUUCCUCGAUAUCUUGGUGAAACAAAGCAAACGCCCUGGAGAGAAGGAUACUUCUGCCAUGCUGCUAAAGAAGUUAGACAGCUGCCCUCCACUCAGCUGGAGGAACAUGGAGCUGUCUUCGUGCACCAGCAGGAGCUAUGAGACCCUAUAUGUUCUGGGAGGGAAGCAUGACAAGGAGCAGCAAGAAUUGUUUCAGUUUCAACCUAAAUCUGGCACCUGGCAUCUUUGCUCCCCACUGCAACGCAGGAACCUCAUCCAGUACGCAGUGGCAGCAGUAGGGAACUUCCUGUUUGUGACAGGAGGUUAUUUCCGAGAUGAGUUUGUGUGGUACAGCGUGGACUGGGUGUUGAUCUAUAAUUGCUGGGACAACAACUGGCUGGAAGGGCCUGCUAUGAAGCAGUCUCGCAACAGCCAUUGUGCCGUAGGGGCUGGGCUGUAUUUGUACGCUCUUGGAGGGAGCACAGAUGAGGGGAUAAUCCCAGAUGUGGAGCGCCUGGCAUUAAUGGACUCUCAAUGGCAAAGCAUGAGCCCCAUGGUUCAGCCUGUGGAGAGAGCAGGUGCAGUCAGUGUGGGGACCAGGCUUUACGUGGUCUGUGGCCUGGAUGAAAAGGGAGAUGUGUAUGGUGGCGUGCAGAGACUGGACAUGGAGAAGGAUGUUUGGGAUGUCAUCUCCUUCUCACCGCUUCCCAGGUAUGACCUCUGUGUUACAGCUCUGAAUGGAGCUCUCUACACCAUAGGAGGUGGAGCCUUUCGCUUUGAUAUGGACACAGAUGAAUGGACCCAAGUGGAUGAAGAGUGCCUGACUCAGAAAUUCUUCAUGGGAUGCAGCACUGCCAAUGGCCAAAUGUAUCUCCUGGGACAGAGGAAGGGGAACGUGGCUGUCCCCAACAUGGUGCUCUUUGACCCUUAUACUGACACAUGUCAGGUGGUAGAUGGCAAAGUCCCUUGCCCAGUUCCUAUUUAUGGGUGUGUCUCUAUACGAAGAUUUGACACAUGGGCUUAAGCAAGGCUGGCCAGGUCACUAUACAGAGAGGGAUUCCAGUGUGUUAACGCUUACAAGGGCUGAUAUUUAUUGUCUGUAGAACUUGUAGAAUCUUGAAAACAUCAUUUAUUCCUCCCCUGAUUUUGUCUUUUCCAGUUUGGCAAAUGCUGGUGUCCUUUGUCCUCAAGGAACCAACAUGGAUAUGGAAGAUUUGCUCCUUUUUUAUCAAGACAUCUCCGCUGGUGUCAGCAUGAUUCCAUGAAAACAUUUGUUAGCAAACUCACUAACCUGGCCUCUGCAGCAGCAGAAGAAAUUAUAGCAUUGCAGGGUCAGUCAGAAACAUGGCUGUUGGGUUUUUGUUUGUGUUGUUUUGAUUUUUCCAAAUGACAGGACUGCAGCUUCUCAAAUGAUAAAGAGCACUCCAGGCAGCAGCAGGUGAAAGGCAUCUGUCCAAAGAAAUCCAAAUUUCAGUAGCUGAAAAUUUAUUUUUAUUUUCAGCUCAUAGGGACGACAGUACCUAAAAUGCAAAUAGAGCCAUAGGGAGACUAUAAAGACCUGAGCUACUUCAUGCUUCAUUCCUCUGGGUUCUUAAGGAGCUUGGGCAGGGCCCUGAUUUUAUUUGGAAGGAAAAGAGCAAGCAUAUGGUAGGAUUUAAACUGAUUCUUUAUUUAAGCCAAUGCCCUCAUCACCUUUGUGCUGACUCAGUUCCAUGUGUAAAGUGUCACUCAGGUAUUAGGUAGCACCUAGGGAACCCUGUUCAGAGCUGCUGUUGAUGGCUAUGGAGAGAGUUGUACAAAUGACAAGAGGAGUUGAGCCCACAUACACUUUGAGCUGUUCUAAUCCUAUGGUGCUCAGUCAGGGGAUGAAAUCCUGGCCAUUGAAGUCAAUGGAAUUUUGCAGUUAGCUACAAUGAGGCCAGGAUUUCACACAGAACCGGUACAUUGUAACUCCCUGCUGCAACAUUUCAGUUCAUUAUUAUGUAUGAGGCUGCUUGCUUCACAGCUGGGUGACAGUUUUUGACUGAAACAGUUUCUCUGCAAAAAAUGAUUUGGAGUCACUGAAAUGUUUCACUAAUUUGUGAGACAAGGUGGGUGAGGUAAUAUCACCAAUUUUGAAAACAAAGCCAACAAACUCCAAACAAGUCCAAACAUUUUGUUUUGACAUUUUCAAAACAAAAUAUUUAAAUUUUUAAAUUCAAAAUAACUUUUUCGUUACAAAAUUUCCUUCAAUUGUAGUUUUUAAAAUGUUUUAUAAAAAUGCUCAAAAUCAAAGUGAAAUGUUUUGUCUGAGGCCAAAUGAUUUUUUUAACCCCUCAAUUUGCAAAAGUGUCAAAAAAAUUGUUUUCGUGUCAAUUCAACAUUUAAAAACAUGGAACUAUCACCAAACCAAAAACUCAGUUAUUUGCCCAGCUCUACCCACUACAUGUAUAACGAGAGAAAUAAGACCUGAUUCCUAGUCAUGUUUGAAAAUUUAUCUGCACUUUACUUGUGCAACAGCUGCUCCCUAAGAGAGACACUCCAAAGAUGGUAGUGUCAGAACUUACAAAUGAUAUAAUUUGUUAAACAUUACGGUCUAGAGCUAUGAUGGACAGGAAAUUAAUUAGCCAUAGAGCAAUGCAUGUGACUAUGUAUGCAUACAAGGAGACUUCAGAUUGGCUGGGUAAAGCACAAAAUCUUCCUUUCUGUAUUCUGAAUAGUGCUGUAUUAAUCUUUGGCUAGUAAACUUUGAUUAAAUAAAUUCUGAUUGAGAUGGUUGUCUGA
Chelonia mydas (Green sea turtle) is the source of this 3510-nucleotide messenger RNA. RefSeq names its product kelch-like protein 23. NCBI's taxonomy places the organism in Eukaryota, Metazoa, Chordata, Testudines, Cheloniidae. Bases 125 to 1771 code for a protein of 548 amino acids. The transcript has 3 exons. The record is from RefSeq and is a predicted model, not a curated record. Gene Ontology annotation, molecular function: protein binding.